AUGGCGUUAGGUUCCCUCAAGUCAAUGCAUCGUCGCUUUGCACGGGACGCGAGAUUAGCGCGAUCAUAUCGAGAGUUUAUGGAGACAUAUAAGUCGCUCGGACAUAUGGAACGAGUGCCUUCAGAGGAGAUUGCCAACGCUUCGGCGUGGUACCUGCCUCAUCAUGCCGUUGUGCAGUGCUCGGGCACGGCGUGGAAAUUACGUGUAGUCUUUGACGCUUCUCGUCAGACAAAAGGAGGUUACUCCUUGAACCACUAUAUGAUGAAAGGUCCCUCGUUGCAGCGUGAUCUUGCAUUGAUAUUGCUGAAUUGGCGCAGAUAUCGAUUCGUGUUUACCACAGAUAUCGUGAAAAUGUUCAGACAGAUCGGGGUUGUGCCUGCCGAUCAGGAUUGUCAGAGGAUCGUGUGGUCCCCGGAUCCGGCGGUUGACCCUGUAGAUUCUCGAUUAACGACAGUUACGUAUGGCACUAACAGUGCUCCCUAUCUGGCGAUACGUACACUUUUGCAAUUGGCUCAAGACGAAGGAAGUAGGUUCCCGUUAGGGGCACGGUUAGUGUUGUGA
Messenger RNA from Vollenhovia emeryi, 561 nucleotides. RefSeq lists its product as uncharacterized. The transcript has a single exon. The record is from RefSeq and is a predicted model, not a curated record. Lineage: Eukaryota; Metazoa; Arthropoda; Insecta; Hymenoptera; Formicidae. The coding region runs from base 1 to 561 and encodes 186 amino acids.